AUGGCGCCAGUUCCAGUGGACCAUAGGAGGGUGGACGUGCCGGAGCGCGCGACGGCUCACGCGCUCCGCCUUGACGCCGGGCAAGACGACGCGACCGCCUCCCUCCUCACCCCCCCUCAAUGCCAAGGAGCCGAUACCGCGGCACCUCAUAACGAGUACGUUCUGCUGCACGAGCGCGAGGCGGCGGUGGAGUGCGGAGCGGCGUCGUGGGUGGGGGAGGCAGCGGCGCAGUGCAGCGUGGGGUUGCCGGUAGCGGGCACGAUGGCGGUGAACAGCUUCAUGCAGCUGCUGUGCCUCGCGUUCGUGGGGCAUCUGGGCACGCAGGAGCUCGCGUGUGCUUCCAUCGCCACCGCGCUCGCGAACGUCACUGGCUUCUCGCUGCUGGAAGGCCUGGCGAGCGCCAUGGAAACGGUGUGCGGGCAGGCAUACGGAGCAGGGGACCUGGCGAACCUGGGGACCAUGCUGCAGCGCGUGCACCUCAUCCUCACCCUCGCCUGCCUCCCCAUCUCCGCCUGCUGGCUCGCCACGCGACCGCUGCUGCUCUUCACAGGCCAGGACCACGCCAUAGCGAGCGGGGCAGCGCUGUACAUUGCAUGGGAGAUCCCGGGCCUGGUGGCGUCCGCCGCGUUCCUCCCUAUCACCAAGUUCAUGCAGGUCCAAGGCGUGACCCUCCCCCUCACCCUCAUCUCCCUCGUCUCGCUCCUCUUCCUCUCCCUCGCCUCCUACCUCCUCAUCCACACGUUCGCCCUCGGCUUCACAGGAGCAGCCAUGGCCCUCUCGCUCACGCUGCUCUUCCAGCUGCUCCUCGCACUGCUCUACCUCGCUCUGUUUGACAGCUCCCAUCAACUGCUCUCCCGCUGCUGGCGCGGCUGGUCGCUCACCCUCUGUUUCUCCGGCUGGUGGCCCUACCUCACUGUGGCAGUGCCCUCCUGUGCCAUGAUAUGUCUGGAGUGGUGGUUCUUUGAGAUCGUCACUCUUGUCUCCGGCCUGCUACCCAACCCUGCUGUCAACGUCGCAGCCAUGACCAUAAGUUUACAGACUGCUGGUUUCUGCUUCAUGUUCUCACUCGCCUUUGGCAUCGCCGCCAGUGUGCGGGUGAGCAACGCGCUGGGAGCAAAGAGCCCAGCAGCAGCACGGCGGGCGGUGGCCGUGGCAAUGUGCAUAUCGGUGCUGCUCUCCGCGCUCAUAGCGCUCUUCCUGCUCUUCAUCCGUGACUUUCUCAUCCUCUUCUUCACCGGUGCCUCUGCUCCCGACGUGGCUGCCCUCGUGCGCACACUCAUGCCCUUCCUCAUUGUGUCACAACCGGGCCUCUGCCUCCCCACCAUCCUCUCAGGAGUGCUGCGGGGGUCAGGGCAGCAAGCAGUGGGCACGGGCGUGAAUGGCUUCACCUUCUAUGCAAUCGCUCUGCCCCUCGCCUACGGCCUCGCCUUCCACCCCUUCCACCUCGGCGUUUCUGGCCUUUGGCUAUCCAUAAUUGUGGGGGAGGCAAUCCAAACCGCCAUCUUUGGGUACUACGUGGCCACCACUGAUUGGUCUGCGCAGGUAACCAGCCCGCGCGAGUGUCGCGAGAUCCAAGUGUCGCAGCACACCACGUGGGCGCCAGCGUUGACCCUCCAACAGUUCCUGCAGCGCGAGCAGCAGCUGGGCAGCCAUGCAUGGGCGCAAGCCAAUCUGCGCACAUGGGCCCUCGUAUCAGACGCGGAUGGGUCAGAGGAGCAAGCAGAGGCACGCACACCCGAGGAGCACCAAGCACUGCCACACCUGCCCGUGCCUACCCAUGCCACUGCCAGCGCCAUUGCCAGCGGCUCUGCCAGCACGAGUGCGAGCAGCACGGGGGAGCAGAGUGUGGCGUUCGUGUCCGUGCCAUGCGGCAGCAGCAGCAGCGGUGGGGGCGGCAGGGCGGGCAGGGUGGAGCACAGGAGAGUGCUGGCGUCACUAGAGACAUACCGCCAGGACGCUCUUCUCCUCCUCCCUGCCCUCGCUUCCUCCUCGCCGCCACCACCUUCCCCUCCCCACGCACCCACAUCGUCAGCAGCACCAUCGGCAGCACAACCAGCAGCAGCACCGUCAGACUCACCAUCACGAGCACGCAAGGGGAACGCGUAUGGCAUUGCGUCUGUGUUCACACCGCCCGCAAUGAGAGGUCAGGGCCUGGCCACCCACCUGUGCCGCGCCGUGCCUCCCCUGCUCGCACAGUCCGACCCCUCCGCCCUCGCUGCUGUGCUCUACUCAGACGUGGGCGAGCACCUGUACGCGCGUGCAGGCUUCACCGCGCCGCCACACGUGCUGCCACCGUCAAUGCAUGCGUUUGGGGUGCGGGGCGGGGAGGAGGGCGAGAGGCGGGUGCGGGAGAGCAGUGCGCGGGUGGAGUGGCUGAGACGAGGCGACCAGGUGGCUGCUGCUGUGGAUGGCUAUGUGCACACGCUAUCCCAGCGUGCUUCUAACUCGGCCUCCUUCCUCGUGCUGCCAUCAGCCGCCCAGGUGGAUUGGAUGGUGGAGAGGGAGCAUUUCUGUGCGCAGUUGCUGGGAGUGGAGCCCCUGCCGUGGUCAGGAGCACGGUGCAACGAUGCCCUCAUGGUAUGGAGCAUGGAUGUGGCGCGCCACAGCAAGUACAUCAAGGUGCUGCUCUUCCACGGCGGCAGCAAGCCAUCAGACACAGCAGCAGUGGUGGCAGCGGCAGUACAUGCUGCCAUGCAUGCACGCAUCCCCUGCACCGCCCCUCCCUCAUCCACCUCUGCACCAUCAGCGUCUGCUGGGGGUGCCGUGGUGGCAUGGGGCCCGGAAGCCAUCACAGGCUCAUGGCCAAUCCAAGACCGCCACCUGGCAGAAGCAGGCGUCACGGUGCACAGGGGGCCGCGCAGCAGCAGCAUUCCCAUGCUCGCCCCUCUCUCACCCGCAGUCGCUGCACCCAUGUG
Molecule: messenger RNA, 2915 nt
Organism: Closterium sp. Naga37s-1
Lineage: Eukaryota; Viridiplantae; Streptophyta; Zygnematophyceae; Desmidiales; Closteriaceae
Source: the annotation of a GenBank genome assembly